Aspergillus nidulans FGSC A4 is the source of this 546-nucleotide messenger RNA. RefSeq lists its product as uncharacterized. Lineage: Eukaryota; Fungi; Ascomycota; Eurotiomycetes; Eurotiales; Aspergillaceae. The record is from RefSeq and is a predicted model, not a curated record. The transcript is spliced from 2 exons. Bases 1 to 546 code for a protein of 181 amino acids.
AUGCGGCCGACCCAGAAAGAACCACGGCUCCCAAGCCCGCUGGGUCGACCGCAUGUGCUCUUUGAUGGCUCCUUCAUCAACGAGUUCCUGCAGCCGGGCCCAGAACUUGACGCGUCAGUGCUAAUGCGCGCGACCUACGUCGGUGGACAUGAGCUAGCAGAGCGAGGAAAGGAUCAUCCCCAGCACCAUCCUCGUCAGGGGCUAUCCAAGAACAGCAGACGUCUCGAAAACCGGCCGGCUCACCUCGACUUCUCGUCAGACAUGGAUGCGGCCUUCUUUCUGGCCAUCUUGGCUUCUGUCGAUGCCGUUGCAUCUCGACGGCUCGCCAUGACCCCUGCCACGGCGGCCAACAUGAUGUCGCUCCAGACGGCCAGUGCAUCUGUUCUCAUUCUAUGCCCAACAAGCUGGUGGCUUGGUCCGUUGAGGUGGAUGGUCCCGUGGUCGGCACAGAAGAUGAUGGAGCGGGCCCGCACGCUUCUCGAGAGCAGCAACGUUGUGGAUGUGGUGGAGCAGAUCAUCGACGGAGAGGUUGUCAAACGGCAGUAG